CAAGUCGCUCCCGGCAUAUAGUCAGUACUAGUCACGUUCUUAUCUCAUGGCACGUAGUUGACCUGUAUUUCAUGCUUCACCUGUCCGAAUUUUACAUUUCCCUUUACCACCAAUUGGAAGUCGGAAGUGGUACUAUUCUCGAAGGCGCGGCAAAUCGUCAUGCCGCCAUACCAGUUGCUUUUAGCAGAAGCACUCGUCGGGGGAGCAACAAUCAGUUGUUUCGCGCUUUUCCUGGCGCAGUCUCAACAGCAGAAGAUACGCUUGCCGACUACCCAAGACGCUAGUUUGGCAAACGAUGUGAACCAGGAUGAUCCUUUUAACGUGACCAAACCGGAAGAUUUUAUCAAUGGAGAACCGAUUGAUGAGGACGCGUUCUGGUUCAAAAUGCGCAAUAGAAAAUUACUCCUUGUCUUCCUUUCAGCGGUGAUCCUUGUGCUCGAGGGCAUUUCUCUGGGCUGGUCGGCCUACCCAGAUGGCCAGAACAUGCUUACAGAGCAUAUAUUUCGGACUACGUUUGCACUCUACGUCGGCGUUCUAGCGGUUCGUUCCGUUGGCCAAUCCACCACGGACAAUCAUUCCGAGUCAAUGAUACAUAUCACGGCUUUGACCUUCUUCUCCUCGGUCCUUCACUUCGCCGCAGCAAUCCUUCCUUCAUCUGACUCUAUCUUGACUCGCAAUCUACAAGCUUUUCCUUCAUCGCUUGCUUUCUGGUACAGCAUGACCGUGUUGUAUACCUUGGCUUUUGCGAUAGUUGCGACAGCACCCCGCGGACCACCGUUGCACUUUUCUCCUUCACUUAUCUACUCUCAAAAAACCAUACACGACACGACCAAUGAGUCAUACGAGAACGUCAGCGGCCUUCCGGGCACCUCUGUGAUCGAUUUUCUGUUUUUCCGCUUCGUGACACGCGUCAUUCAUCUCGGAAGUUCUGUUUCGGUCGAAAUUGGCGACUUGCCAAUCCUUCCGAUGAAGAUGCGGGCGACCUAUCAGUUCUUUAGAAUGCGCAUGAAUCUUCGUAGAAAUCCUCUCAAGCCAGGAUGGGACCUCGCUUGGCGCCUUAUCAAUGUCAACAAGCUUGCAUUUGGCGCAGAAAUACUCUUGGCCGCCGCAGCUGCUCCUAUGUGGUUUGGGUCUCCGUUCUUCGUUCGCAAGCUCAUCGCAUACCUGGAAGAUGAUCCUGAACGCCUUGAUAAAGGAUGGGGAUGGGUAUACGCUUUUGGACAGUUUGCAUCCCUUAUUAUUGUCACACAGCUCAACUCUCAAAUGUGGAACCUCGCGACUUCCAUUAUCCAAAUUCGCUUGCGAAUGCAGCUCAAUACCAUGCUUUUCGCGAAGACACUAGUUCGGAAGGAUGUUGUAUCUUCUGCUGGCUCUGGGUCCGACGAGAACAAUGAUAAAAAAUCGAAAAAUGCCGAUGGAGAAAGCAAAGACAAGGCCGAGGAAGAAAACGAAUUUUCGAGCAAAGCGCAGGUUAUGACUUUAAUGACCACUGAUGUUGAUCGAGUCGCCGAGUUUCCUUAUCAUCUUUUCGCUAUCGCGGAUUCUCCGAUCGAAAUUGUUGUAGGGACGACGUUGCUGUACAGCAUGCUUGGUGUCUCGUGCUUCAUUGGUCUUGCGGUCAUCUGUCUUUUCCUGCCAUUAAAUCACUUUGCAGGUAAAGUAGUGAUCAGUACACAGGACAACUUGAUGAAGGCCAGGGACGAACGGGUCUCGCUCAUGAACGAGAUAUUGGGCGGCAUUCGUAUGCUCAAGUUCAUGGCAUGGGAGCGCAGCUUCGAAAAACGCGUACUGAAAAUCCGUGAGAGAGAGCUGAAAUACCAAAAAUUGAACUACAGGAUUGAGGUCGUGUUUGCCGCUAUCUGGGAGGCGUCUCCUCUAAUUGUCACCUUAGUUUCCUUCUGGCACUUCGCAGUCUGGCGUCAGCAGACCUUGACUCCCUCUAUCGCCUUCACAUCUAUGCUUGUUUUCAACGAAAUGCGUUUUGCAAUGAAUGCGCUACCAGAAACUUUCAUAAAUCUGCUCCAGGUUCACGUUUCGCUCAAACGGAUUGGAAAGUACCUUCAACUCACCGAGGUGGCGCCUGUACCCCCGCUCUCGGCUGCACCCGCCAUCAACCUCAUCGCUGUUCAAUCUGCUAGCAUUACAUGGCCCCAUGAUCGCUCUGCGGACUCAUCAGCAGCUUCCACGCCCCGGCACAAGUUCAUGCUUGUUGAUCUUGCUCUGAAAUUCCCUGAAGGACAACUUUCGCUCGUUUGUGGUAAGCUAGGCAGUGGAAAGACCCUGUUAUUAUUGGCUUUACUCGGCGAGGCGGACGUCCUCACCGGCCAGGUCAUUUGUCCGCGUUCACCACCAGACGCACUUGCUUCCUUUGCCGACCAGAAGGUCACAAAGGAAGAAUGGAUAGUGCCUGGCGUUUGCGCCUACGUACCACAGGCUGCCUGGCUGCGGAAUGCUUCUAUUAAAGACAAUAUCUUGUUCGGUCUACCAUUUGACGAAGAGCGCUAUCAGAAGACAUUAGAGAUCUGUGCACUCAUCAGCGAUCUCAUGAUCCUUGAGGAUGGAGACCAGUCCGAAAUUGGCGAGCGUGGCGUGAAUUUGUCAGGUGGACAGAAGGCUCGAGUUUCCUUGGCUCGGGCUGUUUAUUCCCGAGCGUCCAUCUUGUUGCUUGACGAUGUUCUGUCUGCUGUUGACGCUCAUACGGCUCAUCACAUCUACUACAAAUGCAUCAAAGGAGAGCUGAUGCACGGGCGAACGGUGAUCCUUGUGUCACAUCAUGUCCAACUUUGCUUGACUGGUGCUUCAUAUGUUGUCGCUCUUGAUAACGGGCAUCUUCUAUUCGCUGGUGAACGCGAAGCCUUUGACGCAUCGCCUGUGAAGGGGACAUUGGUGCAGACCAUGGGUGGCACUAGCAAGAAGCAGGGCGCAGCAAGCACUUCGAGGAAUCCAGCGGUGCCUGCAGGCCAUUCUCCCGUUGCUACACUCGUGGAAGAUGGUGUGGAACCUGACCCGACAUCCGAGACGAGCUCCACCGUGGUCAAUGAGCCACAGGCAAUUGUGGAGCGGAAAGCACCCAGGAAACUUGUGGAAGACGAGAAACGCGCUGUAGGCCGCGUUAGUCGUGAUGUCUGGGAGCUUUAUGUGAAAUCGUGCGGCGCCUAUGGAUACUGGGCAUGGUUCUUGUCCAUUCUCGUGUUGGGUGCCCUCUGUCCUGUUGCAGAGAACUGGUGGCUUAAGAUAUGGUCGGGAUCGAGCACAGAAGAGGUCGAGGCCAAAGGACCGGUGUACUACAUUGUCAUUUAUGCUGUGGUCACUCUCACAGGUGUCUUUAUUUCGACUUACAGAUACUUCGUACUGUAUAACGGCUCUAUCCACGCGUCCGCCGUUUUAUACCAAAAACUUCUGGAAACUGUGUUAUUUGCGAACAUUCGGUUCCAUGAUACCGUGUCGCGGGGGAGGCUCCUGAACCGAUUCGGGAAAGACUUCGAAGGCAUUGACAGUCGACUCUCGGAUUCCUUUGGUCGAAGUAUCAUCUUUGCGUUGACUUUCAUCGUCAUGGUUCUGUCUGUCACUUUGGCGGGCGGUGUUCCCUUCCUCAUUGCUAUCAUUUUCCUUGGCUUUAUGUACUUUAAUGUUGCAAAGGACUAUGGACAAGCUGCUAGAGAUAUGCGGCGGCUGGACUCGGUAGCGCGGUCCCCCCUUUACUCUAUCUAUGGUGAAACCAUUGCCGGAGCACCUAUCCUUCGAGCUUUCGGUGCUUCGUCAAAGUUUUUGCGAGACAUGCUUCGCUGCGUCGAUACGAAUACAAACCCGAACUAUUGGCAAUGGGCUGUCAAUCGUUGGCUCUCCGCCCGGUUCGACCUGUUGUCUGCUGCGACCGUUGGUGUGACAGGUCUCAUCGCCGUUUCCACCCCGACCAUCUCAGCUGCGCUCGCUGGAUUUGCUCUUUCGUUUGCUGGAGGCAUGACUUGGACAUUGCUAUUCCUGGUGCGGCGGUUCGUUGGCCUUGAACAAUCCAUGGUCGCCCUGGAGCGUGUCAAGGAGUAUUCGGAGCUUAAACGCGAGCCUCCUGAAUUCAUCGAACCACGUCCGCCAACUUCUUGGCCAGACCGAGGUGCUAUCAAAUGCGAAAACUUGAUCAUUCGUUAUGCACCUGACUUGCCUGAUGUUCUUCACAACUUGAACUUCGAGAUACACCCCGGAGAGAAGGUCGGCAUCCUAGGCCGCACGGGUUCCGGAAAGAGCACCCUCGCACUGUCGUUCUUCCGCUUUGUGGAGGCGACAGAGGGUUGCAUCACCAUUGACAAUCUGGACAUCUCCAAAAUGGGACUUUCAGAUCUUCGCAGCAAGCUCACUAUCAUUCCUCAGGACCCUACCAUCCUUAGCGGCACUUUGCGAUCCACGCUGGAUGUAUUCGACGAGUAUGAAGACGCGGAGAUUUUCGAAUCUCUUCGACGUGUGCAUUUGAUUCCAUCUGAUGAUGUCGACGGCGUUGUUAACAUUGACGGUGUUGAGAUCAAUGUCAAUGUUUUCCGAAACCUAGACUCGCCUGUAUCGGAAGGAGGGGAGAACUUCUCUACGGGCGAGAAGCAGCUUCUAUGCAUGGCCCGGGCAAUCCUGAAGCGGUCGAAAGUUUUGGUCAUGGACGAGGCAACAGCAAGCGUUGACUACGCGACUGACGAACUCAUUGGAAAGACGAUCAGACAAGAAUUUGCGAAUAGCACCAUUCUUACCAUCGCGCACCGACUGCGCACCGUCAUCGAUUAUGAUAGGGUGAUACUCCUCGACCAGGGCAAAAUCGUUGAGUUUGAUCGUCCUGCUGUUCUGCUUUCCGACCCUUCGUCCCAAUUCUACGGGUUGUGUGAGGCAACGGGCGAGAAUGAAUUUGCGAUGUUGAAAAAUCUAGCUGGGUUAUGAUAAAGUUAUCAAAACCACGGAGCACUAUUCAUACAGCACGAUACCAGAAGGCCAACUUGGUUGAUACGUAUUAGAAUGUACUUCCACAACACAUAAUCUUAUGAUGACCUUGGAGCGUCGUCCACCCACGUGCGUCUCGUGUGCGCUUACCUA
Molecule: messenger RNA, 5067 nt
Organism: Suillus clintonianus
Lineage: Eukaryota; Fungi; Basidiomycota; Agaricomycetes; Boletales; Suillaceae
Product: multidrug resistance-associated ABC transporter
Exons: 41
Coding region: 160-4914 (1584 amino acids)
Biological process (GO): transmembrane transport
Cellular component (GO): fungal-type vacuole; fungal-type vacuole membrane
Molecular function (GO): ABC-type peptide transporter activity; ATP hydrolysis activity; ATP binding
Source: RefSeq, a predicted model, not a curated record